CUAUCUCCGUGUAGACGUUACUGUAUUCUGAAAUACGUGUAUCAUAUAUAAUGCUGUAUAAGGAUAUAAUGUAAUAUUGUAUUGACAAACUGAUGAAAUGAAAAUCGGAUCCUAUUGAACAAAUCCCUUCAAGUUUCGUUUGUGAAGCGAGAACUGUCACGCAUUGGUUGGCUGACAAAAGGCAUUGUGUAUAGUAAACAAUAGACCUGAAUUCAAACGGCCGUGAGCUCAUCAUCGUUACCAAACGACGCGACGCAGUACCACACUGUAAUUGCCAUUUUAAAUUUACCCACUGUUGAUAUUUACCACUUGUUGAUAUUUACCACUGUUGGUCGGAACAAUAAGCAAAGGAACCUAUAUAACGGUGACGGAUCACUCCAAUAGAGUGGAAAUUUGAUGACUGUCUGGAAUUAUUGUGAUGUUGUUCAUUUGUAAAUUUUACACUCAGUUUUAGCAGCAAUGUGGUUGAACAUUUUAGGAUUAGUUUUUUUAGCAGUUGUGCCUAGCAUACCUGUCACAAACGCACAAGUGCCCUGUGAGAGCCAGCCAUGCCAAAACGGAGGCCAGUGCGUGGAUGUCCCCGGGGGAGCAUUUUAUAUUUGCACGUGUGCAGACGGAUAUCAAGGAACAAAUUGCGAAACAAUAAUUGGUAGCUUUGAUAUGUGUCUUGGGAGAGAACCUCCUUGUCAGAACGGAGGGGUUUGCAAUCCAGAUGACGUCGGGAGUGCAUGCAAUUGUCCCAAUGGAUAUUCUGGUGAUGAUUGUGAGAUAGUUACAACAGCGUGCAGUAAUAAUCCAUGCGAGAACGGUGGUACAUGUUUGCUACAGUCAGGCGUAAGUGGGUACACGUGUUCCUGUCUUACUGGCUUCACGGGUAGCGAGUGUCAGCUAGAGGAUGGCCCUUGCGGCAGCAGUCCGUGCCAGAAUGGGGGACAGUGUAGCACAUUUGCUAACAACUACUUAUGCAUAUGUACUGAAAAUUAUAUUGGUACAAACUGUGAAGCAGAUGACCCAUGUUUAGCGGAUCCGUGUUUAAAUGGAGGAACUUGUGUCACGUUCGCAUUAACACAGUCUUUCGUGUGCUUUUGUGUGACCGGUUAUUCAGGAGACACAUGUGAUACAAACGACCAGGCAUUUGAUUCUUGUUCUCCGAAUCCGUGCCAAAAUGGCGGAGAUUGUGAAAGUUUAGACGGGAGUCCAGUUUGUAACUGUCUUACUGGAUUUUCUGGCGAUAACUGUCAAAAUUUGGGUGGAACAACAGACUCUACAAAUAUAUGUAUGGAUAACAAUCCAUGUUUAAACGGCGGUAACUGUGUGUUGUUAAUUAGUGGAUAUUUCUGCCUGUGUCCAACUGGUUUCUUCGGUGAUAACUGUGAAACAGCCCUGGCUUGCUUAGCUAACCCAUGUUCAAACGGUGGGACAUGUGUGAGUAGUAGUAGCAGCAGCACUGGUUACGUUUGUCAGUGUUUACCAGACUUCGAGGGAUCUACGUGUGAAACGCCAAUUUUUAUAUUGGAUGCUUGUGCAAAUGAUCCAUGUCAAAAUGGCGGAACGUGUAACGACAUCAACAACGGUUAUUUCUGUACAUGUUUACCUGGUUGGUCUGGUACACAGUGUGAAAUAGGUGAUGGGUCCCCUUGUGAUAGCUCCCCUUGUCAGAACGGAGGGGCUUGCAACGAUUUGAACACAUUCUAUACAUGCACGUGCGCAGAUUCGUGGACUGGACAAGUAUGCACAACUGGUACCUGUGGUCGGUCCAGUCCAUGUUCAAAUGGUGGAUUAUGUGCAGAUGGUGUUGAUGGUUCCAUUUACACUUGUGAUUGUCCUACCGGAUAUCUCGGCGAUACGUGUGAUCAAGUUGAUCCAUGCUUGCCCAGUAAUCCAUGCCAAAAUGGUGGUGCGUGCUCUGCAGAUUCUUCAGGCUUCGUGUGUACAUGUACAGUUGGCUGGGUUGGCACUACGUGUAAUACCGUUAAUGGUUGUACUGGAAACCCUUGUCAGAACGGUGGAACUUGUGUUGGAUCUGGUUUUAGUUUUAGUUGUGACUGUCUGGCUGGUUAUUCCGGCGAUCGUUGUGAAAUUAGUAAUCCAUGUGUGUUGAAUGACCCAUGUUUAAAUGGCGCAGUAUGCGCACCUGGUGGCUCAGGCAGCUAUACGUGCAUUUGCGCCAAUGGGUUUAUUGGUCAAAAUUGUGAUGCAGUUGACUUGUGUUUCAAUUUGCCAUGCCAGAACAACGGGAUAUGUUCUUUAUCAACGAAUAGCUAUGUAUGCGACUGCGGUCAGGAUUAUGUUGGUACUAAUUGCGAGUAUGAUAAUCCGUGUAUUCCCAAUCCUUGUGAGAACAGCGGAACCUGCAAUCUCAAUGGAUUUCAGUUGUAUGUUUGUGUAUGCCCGGCUGGAUGGACUGGUACCAAUUGUAAUAUAGAAGCAGCUUGUGACUCAAACCCUUGCCACAAUGGAGCACCGUGUAUUCUGACCAACCCAGGUUAUCGAUGCCAGUGCAGUAUAGGUUGGAUUGGUGUCAAUUGCGAUACAGACGACCCUUGUCUACCAGAGCCUUGUCGUAAUGGGGCCACAUGCUCAAUCAACAACGACAAUGCGAAUUGUACAUGUGUACCUGGUUUUAUAGGUUUAUUAUGUGAAAUAGUUGAUUAUUGUUACGAUGUUCCGUGUUUAAAUAACGCCACCUGUACCUUGAGUGGUUCGGGAUAUACGUGUUCUUGUACACCUGGAUUCAUAAGCACUAAUUGUGAUAUAGAGGACUUUUGUUUUAGUAGUCCCUGUCAAAACGAAGCAAAUUGCAAUCUACUAAGUGAUGGAUACGAAUGUCAAUGCACUGAUGGAUUCCUGGGAAUUUUCUGUCAAAUAAUGGAUUUUUGCUUCAGUAAUCCCUGUCAGAAUGGAGCAACGUGUCUUCUGCUUAGCAAUGAGUAUACUUGCGUGUGCAUUGAUGGAUUCAUUGGGACGCAUUGUGAAAUAGAUGACCACUGUUUUAGUAACCCGUGUGUGAAUGAUGCAACGUGUUCAUUAUCACAGGAUUCUUACGAAUGUCAUUGUACUGAUGCGUUUAUUGGCACUAACUGUGAGAUUGAAAAUUUUUGUCAAAGCGAUCCUUGUUUCUUUGGUGGAAAUUGUACUUUGAUUGCUGUAGGAUAUGAGUGUGAAUGUACUGAAAAUCACCUUGGAGAAAACUGUGAACUUACCGAUUACUGCUUUAGUGACCCUUGUUCUAAUGGUUCACCUUGCACCCUGAUGCCUGGUGGUUACUCGUGCAAUUGUAGCACUGGAUACGUCGGGCUCAAUUGUGAUGUCUAUGACUUAUGUAUAAGCUACCCAUGUCAGAACGGUGCUAGUUGUAUUCUUAGUAACUAUGGAGCGUACAGUUGUCAAUGCGAUAGGGGCUUCCUCGGAACUCAUUGUGAAUAUGUAAAUUACUGCAUUGAUGAACCAUGUCAUAACGAGGGACAGUGUACCAUAACAACAACCGGCUUUACUUGUCAAUGCCAAGUGGGCUUCAUAGGCAUCACAUGCGAAUCAUUCAAUUACUGCUUGUCAUCACCUUGUCAGAAUGGGGGUGUAUGUAGUGUGACGUCAUCAGGAUUUUCAUGCAGGUGUCCUCGCCUCUGGACAGGAAUCACCUGUACCGAAAAAAUGCCAUGUGAUUCUUCACCUUGUGUAAAUGGCGGUCAAUGCAGUCUUUCAAGCUCAGGGUUUGCCUGUGCAUGCCCUGCAGGUUGGACUGGUACAACAUGUUCAGUUGAUGCUGGGAAUCCUUGUGGAAGCAGUCCGUGUAUAAAUGGAGGGGAUUGUGAACUGGUAAAUUCGAACACAGCCUACAUAUGCACUUGUCCUCUGGGUUGGUCUGGCACUCAUUGUGAAAUUGAAAUUGCAGUAAACCCAUGUUUAAGCUACCCGUGCUUGAAUGGAGCAUUUUGUCAAAAUAAUGUUACGUCGUUCUCCUGUAUAUGUAAUACAGGGUAUUUUGGAACUACCUGUGAAAUGAAUGACCCAUGUAGGUUCCCGUUAUGUGAAAACGGUGGUACUUGUAUGCCAAUUUCUCAAAGUACAUACCAGUGCGAAUGUCCUUCGGAGUACAGCGGUCCUAGGUGCGAGCAAGUAUCUGACUUGUGUGUGAAUAAUCCAUGUCAUAAUGGCGGUGAUUGCACUUCAACGGGAACAAGCUAUUCCUGUACUUGUGUCGCUGGGUACAUUGGUACUAAUUGUGAAACAUUAUCCGACCCGUGUGCGACUAAUCCGUGUUUGAAUGGUGGUGUAUGCAGUUCAUCAGGAACAAGUUAUAUCUGUUCUUGUACGGUUGGGUAUACCGGUACUAAUUGUGACCAAGCCUCUGACGCGUGUGUGAAUAAUCCGUGUUUGAAUGGUGGCAUAUGCAGUUCAUCGGGAACCAGUUAUAUCUGUACUUGUGCCGCUGGGUAUACUGGUACUAAUUGUGACCAAGUUAUGGAUCCUUGCGCUCAGAAUCCUUGCUUGAACGGUGGUGUAUGCACGUCAUCCGGCAACUUUUAUGGAUGCAUCUGUCCAGAUGGAUUCACGGGAUUUUUGUGUGAUACUCAACAGAGUAGCACUACUGACACUGACAUUUCUACUGCUGCCACUGCAUCUCCAAAUCCAUGUGAUAACGUUUUUUGUCAAAAUGGCGGCCUUUGCACUGUGGAGGGUAACACGCCACGAUGCGUCUGCCCUUUCGGUUAUGAUGGACAAUACUGUCAAACAGGACCACCUUCUACUUGUGACCCAUCACCUUGCUUAAACGGUGGCACUUGUAAUUUAUCAGGAACAAGUUACAUUUGCUUAUGCCCAGAAGGCUAUUCAGGACCUAACUGUGAAAUCGCACCCCCAGAUCGUUGUACAAUGAACCUAUGUCACGAGACGGCAACAUGUUCACCUGAACCUAAUGGAUACACCUGUAUAUGUGCACCUGGGUACAGUGGAACACUAUGCGACGUUGAAAAUACCGUUGUUAACCCAUGCAAUGUGAUGCCGUGUUUAAAUGGUGGUGAUUGCAUCAAUUAUAUUACCUCGUAUGAAUGUAACUGUAGAGAAGGAUACUCUGGUGUAAGAUGUGAAAACGAGGCAAAUCCUUGCAGUUCCAAUCCGUGCCAAAAUGGCGGCGAUUGCUUCAGUUCCGUAACUUUUUAUGUGUGUAUCUGCCAGGCGGGCUUCACUGGAACCAGUUGUGAAAUAGUGCAAGAUCCAUGCUUGAGCAAUCCCUGCCAAAACGCUGGAAAAUGCAACAACUUCUAUACGUACUACACUUGUACUUGCUUGAUAGGCUGGAGCGGAACCAACUGUGAGAUAGUGCCUAAUCCCUGCGUGAGUAGUCCCUGUCGUAAUGGGGCUACAUGUAUCAACCAGGUCACUUCGUUUCAAUGUCUGUGUGCUGCAGGAUAUACCGGUGUUAUUUGUGAGAUAGUUCCGAAUGUUUGUAGUAGUAAUCCAUGUCAAAACAAUGGAGUUUGCACGAAUUACUAUGUAUCUUACACCUGUACCUGUGUAUAUGGAUUUUCGGGAACGAAUUGUGAACAAGCUAUCACAGUGCCACCCAAUAAUAAUCCAUGUGAAAUGAGCCCGUGUCAGAAUGGCGGUGCGUGUUUUGAUCUCGGCAAUGCAUAUAGCUGCUCCUGUCCUACAGGCUACCUUGGAGUCCACUGUGAAACUGUGAUAGAUGUAUGCUUUAGUUCUCCGUGCAUAAAUGGAGGUAUCUGCAGUAGCCAAUCAAAUGUCUACACCUGUCAGUGUCCAGCAGGAUUCAUAGGCACAAAUUGUGAAAUCAUAGAAAGCAAUCCAUGCCUGUCAAGCCCAUGUAUCAAUGCUGGGGAGUGCACUAUCACAGCCGGAGGCUACGAAUGCCUUUGCAUUCCAUCCUACACGGGAACGAACUGUGAAGAAGUUAUUCAGAAUACUGGAGAUAUGUGUGAAGGUAGCCCAUGCCAGAAUGGAGGGCAGUGCAUUAACUAUAUCACAUUCUAUGUAUGCAAUUGUAUAGAUGGAUUCAUUGGUCUUAGCUGCGAAAAUGAUGAUGACGGAUUAUGCUCAGUAAACCCUUGUCAGAAUAGCGCCAUAUGUGAAUCAGAUGGAACAACUUAUACCUGCAGAUGUUUUAAUGCAUUUUUCGGUGACAACUGCGAAUAUGGACCAGAUCUUUGUAUCAAUGACCCUUGCGAGAACGGAGCUCAAUGUAUUAGUCAUUUUACUGAAUAUUCAUGUGAAUGCCCAGAUGGUUUCUACGGAACGCAUUGUCAGCUUGUUACUCCUUCUACUACAAUGGAACCAUACACAUUGUGUGAAGACAACCCUUGCCAAAACGACGCUUUGUGUAUAAUGGAGGUUAAUCAGCAACGCUGUAUCUGUCCGUAUGGCUUCACUGGACAACUUUGUGAAAGCGGGCCAUGUACAAAUAGCACAGUAUGCCUAAAUGGAGGUGUGUGCUACGUUACCAGCAAUAGUUCAGUUGGCUGCAUUUGUCCAGAUGAUUACAUUGGUAUUCGUUGUGAGAGGGAGAGUCCAUGCAUCGGACAGCCGUGUGAAAACGGGGGUAUUUGUGAAAUUCUUGAUGCUACAUCCUAUAUUUGUAUGUGUGGAGAUGGAUAUGUUGGACUUAACUGUCAAGACAAUGAUAAUAUAAUAACUGAAUGCUCUGAGGAUCCAUGCGGGGAAAAUGGAUUAUGUAUUGUAGAGAACGGACUUCAGAGAUGUGUCUGUGGGCGUGGCUUCACUGGCACAAAUUGUGAAAUAGGUCCGGAUAAUGAAAUAUGCCAACAUUUACCAUGCCAGAAUGGCGGUAAUUGUCUGGCGCUGAAUGACACGUAUUUCCUGUGCGUUUGUUCUGCCGGCUACACGGGAACGCUCUGUGAAUUAAACGAUGUAACAAACCCGUGCAACAGCAGCCCUUGUAGGAAUGGUGGCAUUUGCGUUAACCAGGUCACAUACCAUACUUGCUCCUGUUUUAAUGGAUAUAGCGGCGUUCUUUGCGAAAUUGAACCAGUUGAACCAUCUCCUUGUGAAUCUAUGACAUGUGCCAAUGGGGGGUUAUGUGCUGAAAUUGAUAGCAUGACAGCGACAUGUGUGUGUACACCGGCAUUUACUGGAAUGUUAUGUCAAGAAGAACUUAAUCCAUGUAUUAGCAAUCCGUGUCAUGGUGAGGCCACCUGUACCAACCUAUAUACGUCCUACCUUUGUACGUGUCCUCUUGGAUUCAUAGGAACAGAUUGCAAUUUAACACCGUGCAGCAGUUCUCCAUGUCAGAAUUACGGGACUUGUGUAACAGUACAGAAUGAAUUUGAAUGUGCUUGCAUACUCGGCUGGACUGGAGUUUUCUGUGAAAUAGCUGGCAACCAUUGCCAGUCGGAUCCAUGUAUGAACGAUGGUACAUGCCACGUGAACGAGGAUGGAAGCUAUGUUUGCCAGUGUCUCAUUGGCUAUAGCGGCACACGAUGUGAGAUAUCAACUCACUCAUGUUCGAGUACCCCAUGUCAGAACGGGGGUACGUGUGUACCGUCUGGUAUAGGCUAUACAUGCAGCUGUAGGACAGGGUACACUGGAACACAUUGUGAUCAAACUGAUUCUGUUUGUGAGAACACCCCCUGUCAAAAUGGUGGAGUGUGUAUUUUAGCUGGUGAUAGUUAUAUUUGCGAAUGUAGUGCAACUGGUUUCAUUGGAACUCACUGCGAAAUACCUACAGAUAAAUGCAGUAACACUCCUUGCCAAAAUGGAGCAACGUGUAACAACUACAUCAGCUUGUAUACGUGUACUUGUGCCACGGGAUACACAGGAGAUAAUUGUGAAUCAAUUGUAAAUGCUUGUGCCUCCAUACCGUGUCUGAAUGACGGAGAAUGUGAAAACUUUGUAGGGUAUUUUAUAUGUACAUGUCAAGAGGGAUUCGCAGGUUUAACAUGUGAAAGAAAUCUUCUUGACCCGUGCGGUAGUGGUCCCUGUCAGAACGGUGGUUCAUGUUCCAUGGAAGUAAACUAUCACACAUGUACCUGUCCACAGCAGUACAGUGGAUACAACUGUGAAACAUUGACUGAGUGCGGAGGCACUAUUCAAGUGACUAGCCAGCUUUACACCAUAAUGUCUCCAAACUACCCUGCAAACUAUUCUGAAAAUCUAUUUUGCAAAUGGAUCGUAUACUCAGAUUCAACCACAUUGAUAAAUGGAAAUCUGCUGGAAUUCGAAACAAUUGGCCCACUAGACUGGAUAGAUGUUUUUAAUGGUGAUGUUGUUGAUUCGUCUCAGCUACUGAUGAGGGCGUCUGGUAAGGACAUGCCAGCUCCAUUCAUUACUUCAUCUAAUCAGAUGCUCCUAGUUUUCAAGUCAAACUCUGAAUAUAAUGCCAAAGGAUUUGAGCUCACUCUAAAACAAAUACCAGACAGCUGCAUGAAUGACCCUUGCUUGAAUAGUGGUGUUUGUACCAAUACAAUUGAUGGUUUCACCUGUACCUGUCCCAUGACUUACACUGGAGAAAUCUGUCAAACUUACAUUGGUGCAUGUUAUAGCGAUCCAUGUCAAAAUGGUGGAGUGUGUUAUCAUGAUCCAAAUUUGGAUGACUUUGUGUGCACAUGUAGUGAGGAAUGGAAAGGAACAUUGUGUGAACAAGAGGUCACUCCCUGUGAUAACACACCUUGUCAAAACGGAGGCACGUGUAGUUUUACAGACACUGGCUACGAAUGCGCCUGCUUGACUAACUACAUUGGCGACAAUUGUGAAACAUUAGGUGCAUGUUCCAGUUCGCCUUGUCAGAAUUUUGGAGUAUGUCACAACAUAAACAGCGUCUAUAUUUGCAAAUGCCAGCCAAAUUAUACUGGAACAAAUUGUGAGAUUAAUGAGAUAGGCGGGUCAGCAAAUAAUGCAUUAGAAUCAGUACAGUCGCUUGAUAACUGGGUAUGGUUUGUAAUAGCAUUGGCUGGUGUUAUCCUAAUCAUUGUUAUAGUAUUGGUUGUUACGUUGUUUUGUUUAAAUAACAAAACAGUUGGUAAUUGGGAUGAAGCUGGUAAAGAGAACUGGAAUCUAGAAGACGUAUCUCCUACAUCGUCCAUGAUGGAUGACAGCCCCAUGAAUGGCAGUUAUAACGGUACACCACCUCAAGUAAGGCGUUUACCAUCAAGAUACUCUCAACCGGGAUCGGUAUAUCGGAUCUAAUUAAUAAUGCAUAAUAUAAUGUUUUUGUUUUAUUUUGUUUUGUUUUUUUAACCAAAAAACAUAUUUGCCAAUGGAAUCUAGUUUCUACUAAGUACAAUUUUAUAAUGAACAUUAAAAAAAAUGAUAAUACAGUUUAAACAUGUUAAAAAGAUAUUAAAAGUUAAAUGAUGCAUUACGACAUAGAUUGUGUUAACUAUAGGCCCUAGACCUACAUUAAUGUUAUUAACACAAACAAACAUUCUUGUGAGGUUCAAAGUAAAUAAUACAU
Messenger RNA from Anneissia japonica, 9427 nucleotides. RefSeq names its product fibrillin-2-like. The coding region runs from base 460 to 9159 and encodes 2899 amino acids. Lineage: Eukaryota; Metazoa; Echinodermata; Crinoidea; Comatulida; Comatulidae. Gene Ontology annotation, biological process: Notch signaling pathway; heterophilic cell-cell adhesion; establishment or maintenance of epithelial cell apical/basal polarity. The transcript has 71 exons. Gene Ontology annotation, molecular function: calcium ion binding; Notch binding. Gene Ontology annotation, cellular component: protein-containing complex; plasma membrane. The record is from RefSeq and is a predicted model, not a curated record.